AUGCCUCAACCUCAACGACAACCACAAGUUAGUCUUUCAGACGCUCUACGGAAUUUUUCUGAGGCCGCUCAGCAACUGGCGCAAUCAUGGGAGCACGAGUACGGCCAGGGUGCCCCCAAUCCCUUUUCAGCUAUACCCGUGCCCAGCCUACCCAAUCAACAUGCGGCCCCAGUUGAGCCGCCAGCCAAAGUUGAGGGGACAGCAGAAUCCCGAUCAACUCCAACCCCCGAAGUCCAGGAUAUGGAUUCUAUCCUCCAGCGGGAGUGUGCCGUAUCCAGUGACAUGGAAUCCGGCGACGAAGGCCGAGCGCAGACGCAACAAGACCAAAAGGUGUGUCUACGCUGCUUCCGCUCGUGGAAACACAACAUCCAAGCAGGCGAAGAUGUUCGCCCUUGUGUGUUUUCUCAAGGCCGAUCUGGGCGGGCCUUCAAGUGUCAAUAUUGCUCUACCGGCCGGCUUGAGUGCAUCGCUAUACCAGCAAGUAUCACUCGACCUGUGAUGCAGCAAAAGGCUGCAUUCGAGGGCGCGGCUCGUGGUGCUGACGAAAGCCGUUCUCAUGAGCGCUUUUUGGAAGCAUACUCCAAUGCAUGGGCUGCCAUUCGCCGAACACCAUCACUUCAAAGGUCCGGUCGGUGGAGCAGCCGAGGAAAGGAAGGAACCCGGUAG
Penicillium brevicompactum is the source of this 666-nucleotide messenger RNA. RefSeq lists its product as uncharacterized. Bases 1 to 666 code for a protein of 221 amino acids. The record is from RefSeq and is a predicted model, not a curated record. The transcript has 2 exons. NCBI's taxonomy places the organism in Eukaryota, Fungi, Ascomycota, Eurotiomycetes, Eurotiales, Aspergillaceae.